This is a messenger RNA of Bombus pascuorum, 2291 nucleotides long. It is a transcript of the gene tilB, whose product is annotated as dynein axonemal assembly factor 11. Gene Ontology annotation, cellular component: cytoplasm. Bases 130 to 1485 code for a protein of 451 amino acids. Lineage: Eukaryota; Metazoa; Arthropoda; Insecta; Hymenoptera; Apidae. The record is from RefSeq and is a predicted model, not a curated record. The transcript has 4 exons. Gene Ontology annotation, molecular function: protein binding.
AUUCAAACGACAGUUGAGUAAAACGAUGAAAGAGAGAAAGAGAGGAAGAGACAAUCGAGCGCGUUACAUCGAUACGCGCCGCUUAGCGACCGCGUCGAACAGUUUGCGUCGGCGGAUCCACGAUGCAAAAUGUCGAGAAUCACGCUCGAUUUAUUACGAAAGCGUUCGGAGCACAACGAGGGCGAGAUUUCAACGCUCGAGGAGAUCGCGUUGCAUCAAGAAAACAUCGAGAAGAUCGAACUGAUCGACCGAACGUGCAAGCAUUUGAAAAUUCUCCUGCUUCAGAACAAUCUGAUAUCGAAGAUCGAGAAUCUGAGCAAGUUGAAAAGGUUAGAGUACUUGAAUUUAGCGCUGAACAACAUAGAGACGAUCGAAAAUUUGCAAGGGCUCGAGAGCUUGAAAAAGUUGGAUCUAACGGUGAACUUUAUCGGUGAUCUUCGUGGCAUCAAAACGUUAAGGUACAACGAAGGCUUGGAGCAGCUGUUCUUGAUGGGAAAUCCGUGCGCGGAUUACGAAGGGUACAGGGAAUACGCGAUCGCCGUUCUAACGCGAUUGAAGGAGCUAGAUGGUACGCCGAUCGACAGAUCCGAACGGAUAAGAGCGUUGCAAAGUUACGCCGAGACCGAAGGGGAGAUCGUACGAAGUUACGCGAGAUACAAGAAAAUACGGGAAGCGGAAUUACUCGAUUAUCACGAACAAACUGCCAAGUCACGAGCAGAUCGAAAAGUCGUGGACGCGGAGGAACAUCGCCACGAGGAAGAGAGGAAGGAGCGAGGGGAAAAAGAAGAAAACGAGGAGGAGGAAGAGGAUGAAUCGUUUUGGAACCGAACCAGUCGUCACACGCCGGAGGAACGCGUCGCCAUUGCGGAACGGUUUAUGCAAAAAGAAAAACGAAGAAACCGGGAGAAAGAUCGGAACGUCGAACGGCGAACUACCUACAAGCUGAAGAUGUUCGAUCUACAGGGUAAACCGUACAACAUGAAUCAGCCGAAGGUGCCGUUUAAAUUGAACGAGGAGCAGUACAGCGACCGCAUCGUGUUGGAGGUGGCUCUGUACAAACAUUUAGACACUUGCCACGUUGACGCGGACGUGCAUCCUGAGUACGUGCGCGUCACGAUCAAGGGAAAGGUACUGCAGCUGACCCUGCCAUGCGAGGUAUCGGUGAAGGAUAGCACGGCUCGGAGAAACACGACGAACGGCAGAUUAGUGGUAACGAUGCCGCGCUUGAAUCCGUUACCUACGAUCGUCCCUUUGUGCAAGCAGGCGAUCAAAGAGGAACCCGACCGACGUAGAACGACGAUCGAACGGCGAUCGACGACAAGCGUACGCGAGUACUUGGAGAUAGGUCCGUCGCGAGCGAGCGACUUGGACUUUUCGAGAAUCGUGGCAGAGCCGAUGGUCGACGGGCAAAAGGAAAAUCGUUGGAAGCCGAAAGACGAGAAAGUUUGCAGCGACGACGAUUCGGAAGUACCGCCGCUCGAAUGAAAGCCAGUUCUCGUGUCAGGCGGUGCUCACCUUGAACGGAUCCCGAAAAUCGAUAUCUUUGGUUUCCUUCAGUCCCAACGGUAUCAUCGGCAUUGCCGGUUCCUCGCUAAAGACAGAAAAACACAGACGCACAGAGUCAGGCUAGUUGGUUCGAGCGGCAUCUUAGGUUCUUACGUUUAACGUUGAAAUCGCACGGAGAACGAUAAUCUCACCGACCUGUCGACAUUCUGAUAAAGUUCGACCGAGCUGUUCAACUCGGCGAGCUGUUCCUUCAGCAACUGCAAGUUCGAAUUGACGAAACUCAAUUCCAGCGCAACGGUCUCUCGCAGCUUUCUGUUGGUCGUGGCCCUGAAACGUAAAACGUACACGUGAGUGUGAGCGGCGCGCAUCGUACGAGUCGUAGAAGGAGAAAGGCAGUUACUUGAAGAGGUUCUCCGCGCCGGCUCGCAACCGAAGCUCCUUGUUGAUCUCCUGAUUCAGUUUGCUUCGUUUGUUCUGCAAUUUUCCUCGGCAAGUGGCCACCCUAGGAUCGGAGCCCUGCACAGCCAGUUGAACGUGCCGGUUACCAAUCGUGACGCGAGAGUUGGCUCGAGUCGAAACUGCUGCCAAGAUCGUCGCUCAUACGAUAUCGCGCGUUACCAUCGCGAAAAGACGAGCGACCAAAGUCCUAUCGACAGGAGAGCCGAAGCUCGACCGAGUUCGGUGCGAAAGAGACUCGGGGCCUCGAUUAGAGGCAAUCGCGAGCUGUAAACGUGCGAUCGAUUCCCAAACAAAAGAACGUGAUUCGAAUAUAUUUCUCACCCCCA